Messenger RNA from Menidia menidia (Atlantic silverside), 1960 nucleotides. The record is from the annotation of a GenBank genome assembly. Lineage: Eukaryota; Metazoa; Chordata; Actinopteri; Atheriniformes; Atherinopsidae.
GAUGCUCUUGCUAGCUGCAUACGUCUUUGAAGCCUUCGGGAAGACGGCAUAGCGGCAUUUGGUUUUCAGAAAGCGUCUGAGAUGAACGUGCAUCUGACAACUGGAGCUACAGUGUACACGUCUGUAUGGUCUUGGAUAAAAUAUCACAUGUCGCUGCCCCUGGCUGUGGGUGUCCUGUUUGUGGGAAUCCCCUACUCUGUCUGUGUGGUUGCCCAGUGGUUUUACGGCUGGCCCAACAAGCCUGGGUAUAAAAAGUACAUAGAAGCCCUAAAACCAAGGCGGAUUUAUUGUCUGACCGUAGCUAUGCUGGAUCUUCUUAAAUACCUGAAGUAUGGGAGGCUAUAUCUUCAGCUCAAGUCCUGGUAUAAGAACACUGAAAACUGUAAGCACUACAAGAAGGGGAUUGUGUUUGGCCGCAGAGGCAACAAGCUGGACCUGUACCACCCACCAGACGUGAAGAAACCUGAAGGUGCUCCAGCACCUCUGGUGGUUUUCAUCUAUGGAGGCGCCUGGGGUUCUGGAGAAAGAUCCAUUUACUGUUUACUGGCCAAACAGAUGGCCGAGGAGCUGAAUGCAGCUGUCCUUUGUCCAGAUUACAGCACGUAUCCGAAGGCAAGUAACCCAAACACAUGUGGGAACGCAUUAGCCAUGGUCCAAGAUAUCGCUGACUGCUUGGUUUGGGCCCAAGAGAAUGGAGAGAAGUUCCACUUUGACAAAGACAAUAUUGUGUUGAGUGGCCAUUCAGCGGGUGCACAUCUGUGCACGCUGACCUUAUUGUUUCUCAUCGAUGCGAGGGAGGAGCUCUUCAUCGAGACUAAGAAGCAGCAGGAUGUCGCGCUUUCCAUAAAAGGCGUCAUCGGUCUGAGUGGUGUCUAUAACAUCAUGGACCAUUAUGAGCACGAGCAGAGGCGAGCUGUUGAAUACGUCUCCACAAUGCACAAAGCCAUGAACGGAGUGGAAAACUUUCAGUACUACUCACCGACGCACUUCCUAAAGCAGCUCGGGCAGGACAAGCUGAGCAGGCUGCCUCAGUUCGCUCUGCUCCACGGGACCGGGGACAUAGUUGUUCCGGUGGAAUCCUCAACGGCGUUCUCUGAGCUCCUCACCUCGCUGUCGGUGAAGGUGACGCUCUACCUGCUUCCUGGAGUCAACCACACCGAGAUGGUCACUGAGCUCAUGCUGUCAAACAGGCGCUUCUACCACCCCAUCUUCAGCUGCAUCAAACAGGAGUUCCGGAAGCUUCUGGGUGCCUCCUGACGACCCGCUGUUUGUACAUCAGCGGGAUUCUAACAGCACCACUCAUCUCCUCUUUACUCUGUCUGACCCGAUACAUGAAACUGAGUCAUAUUUAUUCUCACAACAGUUUUUCUAAUUGUGAGUGAGUCUCGGAUUUUCUGAUAAUUUUUUUCUACUAUAUUAUGAAAACAGCUUUUCUGAAUUCUCUGCACUCCAGAUGUGAUCAGCCUAAAAAUGUCUUAGAAGGAUCCAUCCAUCCAUUAUCCUCCGCUUAUCCGGGGUCAGGAACUCAAAUGCAAAUAUUGAAUGUUGUGGACAUCUAUGUUGUUUCUGACCCAUUUCCCCCUCAGUGGUGACAGCCUGUCAGUGGGACCAACCUGGGGAUCUCUGCUGUGGACUAAACUAAAGCUGCUUUUAUUAGUAAUCACGAUUGAAAUUAAGUUAAUCAACUACACAAGAAAAUCAACCUUAAAGCGAAAACAGUUCAUUAGGAAGCAGAUAUGUUUACUGUAAAACAGGGCUCCAGACACCGAAACUCUGAUUGUGGGGAAAAUUGCAUUUUUGGUUUGUUUUAAUAUAAAUGAUAUUUUUUACUUAGUUCUUUUAUUAACUUUAACAUAUACUGAUUUGUAUUAACAUCAUCCUUUCAGUAAUUCAUCAUUGCCUGAGUCCAGGUAUACUGUCCUAAACUUGUGUAAAGAAACAAUUAAACUGUGUACCAGCA